CAAUUCAUAAACUGCAUGUGACAUGAAUAAGACACACCUUGAUCACAUGAUCCUGUAAGGGAAAAUGAAGCAAAAAGAGUUGAAAUUCUGAUUCACUGCCACAGGUUUCAGGAAAUAUUGUUGCCCCAGACUCAAAAUGGGCAUGGAUUGGCCAUCACAUCAACAUUUGGCUUGCCUUCUCUUACGUCAAUGGGCUCAUUUUCAGUGGAAAGGGACAAAUUGAUGGUCAGGGCCCAGCUUGGUGGCCAAACCCUUGCUUGCAAAACGUGCAAAUUGUCGGUAUACAUAUGCAUAUGUCUAUACAUAUACCAAUUAAUAGAUCAUUGAUUUCCUUCUUUUAAAUGCACAAAGGUCAAAUCUGCACUCUUAUCACAUUUCUAUGUUUUCAGGGUGCCAAAUGCAGUGGACCAAGUGCAUUGGCAUUUACUAGAUGUGAUGAUCUUAUACUCAAUGGAUUGACCCAUAUCAACAGCCCAAGAAGCCAUAUAAGCAUAAAGAAUUGCAAGGGUGUAAUCAUCUCUAACCUUCACAUAAUAGCCCCUCAAACAAGCCCUAAUACUGAUGGAAUUGACAUCUCCGGCUCGAGCUUUGUUAUAAUCCGUAACUGCACCAUUGGAACAGGUAAGUGCAUACAAAUUUCUCUUGAUUUUCUUCUCUGGUCUUUUGCUGUUUUGGGUUAUUUAUGAAGUAUGAUAUGCUCCAUUAUUAUUAAAAAUAGGUGAUGAUUGCAUUGCAAUUGGUGGGGGCUCCUCCAAUGUUAAUAUCAAUGGUGUAACAUGUGGACCAGGCCAUGGUAUAAGGUUAGCAGCCUUUUUA
Molecule: messenger RNA, 816 nt
Organism: Rhododendron vialii
Lineage: Eukaryota; Viridiplantae; Streptophyta; Magnoliopsida; Ericales; Ericaceae
Product: probable polygalacturonase At3g15720
Exons: 2
Coding region: 342-686 (114 amino acids)
Biological process (GO): carbohydrate metabolic process
Molecular function (GO): polygalacturonase activity
Source: RefSeq, a predicted model, not a curated record